Capsella rubella is the source of this 703-nucleotide messenger RNA. RefSeq names its product disease resistance-like protein CSA1. The record is from RefSeq and is a predicted model, not a curated record. Gene Ontology annotation, biological process: signal transduction. The transcript has 2 exons. NCBI's taxonomy places the organism in Eukaryota, Viridiplantae, Streptophyta, Magnoliopsida, Brassicales, Brassicaceae. The coding region runs from base 11 to 697 and encodes 228 amino acids.
ACGAAUUGAGAUGGAGGCACCCUCAUCUUCCAACGACAUCAAAGAAGGCCCCCAAGUGUUCAUCAACUUCCGAGGAGCAGAGCUACGCAAAACCUUCAUCUCCCACCUCGAAAGUGCCUUGAAACGCAUAGGUAUCAACGCGUAUAUCGACAGCAACGAGCCCGCGGGUGAGGAUCUUCACAAACUUUUCGAAAGGAUCGAGGAGUCGAAUGUCGCGCUGGCGAUCUUAUCGAGUAGGUACACGGAGUCGAAUUGGUGCUUGAAAGAGCUAGUGAAGAUAAUGGAGUGCGUGGAGCAAGAUAAUCUAUGGGUUAUUCCCAUUUUUUACAAGUUGGACCCAAGCACGGUGAAAGGACUUGAUGGUGACUUUGGUAUUCAGUUGUGGAACCUGUGGAGGAAGAAGGAAGGUCGAGACGACAGGAUUCUUAAGUGGGAUGCAGCUUUGCAAGGAGUUACAAGCAAGUUUGGCUUGGUGUCGGAGACUUGCCGUAACGACGCUGCCUUCGUAGAUGAUAUCAUCACACAUGUUCAAAAUGUCUUAUCCAAAGAUUUGUUGCUGAGGGGAGAGCACCCUAAACCCCGAAGAAGAGGAGCAAGAGCCAAGUAUUGGAAAAUAUUUCCCAUAUUAUUUCUCGUAACAUAUUUGUAUAUAUCUAGAGUUUCCACAUCUUGUAUUUUGCCACUUCAAUUAGAUUAAUUUGAU